AUGUUAAAGACGGGCGAGAGCCAGAGAAUAUGGGCAUCUUUAUUGGAAGUUGCAACAACAUGGCUAUGUCUUCUGGUGCACUGGCCAUUCCACACUGCUUGGCUGAGCCUCUUUCUUGAAGAGCACUACGUCUGCACACAACAGCGUGUCCCUCGUGGCAGUGGCGAGGUGGCAAGUGGAGGAACGCCGAGCUUAGAAGUGGACGAAGACGAUGCUACCGCCUCAACCACCAGCCAACCCGUCCUCCCCGAUGAUACUCUCUCCAUGCUCUACUCGCGUGUCCUUAAACGGUACUGUUUCCUUCUUUCAGUUGUCUCACCACAAACUUCCCCAAACCUCCUUUCCCGCAUGCCCGUAAACUAA
Hydatigera taeniaeformis is the source of this 363-nucleotide messenger RNA. Lineage: Eukaryota; Metazoa; Platyhelminthes; Cestoda; Cyclophyllidea; Taeniidae. The record is from the annotation of a GenBank genome assembly.